This is a messenger RNA of Lytechinus pictus (painted urchin), 8416 nucleotides long. Its product is annotated as formin-like protein 2. The record is from RefSeq and is a predicted model, not a curated record. Gene Ontology annotation, biological process: cortical actin cytoskeleton organization; regulation of cell shape; cell migration. NCBI's taxonomy places the organism in Eukaryota, Metazoa, Echinodermata, Echinoidea, Temnopleuroida, Toxopneustidae. Gene Ontology annotation, molecular function: small GTPase binding; actin filament binding. Bases 56 to 2866 code for a protein of 936 amino acids. The transcript is spliced from 26 exons. Gene Ontology annotation, cellular component: cytosol.
AAAGGUCAGUGCCAAAGCGCCGCCCGAACAAUACAUCGCAAGGAUUCGGAAAGUAAUGGAGCCGGGGAACACGUCCAAGGUCGGUAGUUUUAAGAGAACGAGAAGAAAGAUGUUUGAUACGUCAACGCAGAAUCUUCGGGACCUGGAAAUCUCACUAAGAACAAACAACAUCCAAUGGGUACGGGAGUUUUUGAACGAGGAAAACCUUGGUUUAGAUGUCCUAGUUGAGUAUCUUCAAUGGCUGAAUAAAACUAUGACGCACGAGGAACAUCUAGAGACGCUACCGCCGAAGCAGAGGAGCUCGUUGAGCGUCCGAGGGUCGCGGCACGGGAAGAAGUUCUCCAUGCAGUCCCAUCUAGCCAUCACCAGAGACGACGUCCAUGUUUGUAUUAUGUGCUGCAGAGCAAUUAUGAAUUUCCAGUAUGGUUUCAACCUGGUUAUCAAUCACAAAGAAUGUAUUAAUGCAAUAGCCCUUAGUCUAAAUCAUAAAUCACCCAGAACCAAAGCCUUAGUGUUAGAGUUGUUAGCAGCUGUAUGCCUCGUCAAGGGAGGCCAUGAAAUCAUUCUCAGUGCUUUUGAUAACUUCAAAUUGGUAUGUUGUGAGGCAUAUAGGUUCCAGAAGAUGUUUGAGUACUUCACGAGAUACGAAGAAGCAAGUAUAGACUUCAUGGUUGCGUGUAUGCAGUUCAUCAACAUCGUUGUUCAUUCUGUAGAGAAUAUGAACUUCAGAUCACAUCUCCAGUAUGAGUUCUCAUGUCUUGGAUUAGAUGACUAUUUAGAGAAGCUCAAGACGACGGAGAGUGACCGGCUCCAGGUCCAGAUCCAGGCUUACCUUGACAAUGUGUUUGAUGUUGGUCAACUCAUGGAGGACUCGGACACCAAGACCGCUGCAUUGGAGAGAGUGGCCAACCUCGAAGAAGCUUUGUAUCAGACUACAGACAGUUUACGGGUCAUGGAGGAUGCAUCGUUAGCAAAGAUUGCGGAGCUCCAGAUGGGUAUUGCUAAAAUCAGUAGAGAGUUAGAUGUAGUAAAGAAUGAAAAGCUUGAAGCGGACAAGACGAUAAAGGUCUUAAAGAGCAUCCCGAGGGGUACUGGCAAUGGUACAGGUGCUGGUGGUGGUGGAGGUGAUGGCAUCGGUACUGGUACCGGCGGCGGCGGUGGUGGUACCGGCAGUGGCGGUGGUGGUACCGGCGGCGGUGGUCCUGGUCGUGGAAAUGGUACUGGCGGACCCGGCCUUGGUAACGGUAGCAUGACGUUAGGACAGGAUGAUGACUUUCCUCCUCCACCUCCUCCCCCGCCUCCUCCAGCAGAAACCAAUGGAUCUGCACCUCCCCCUCCUCCUCCCCCGCCCCCUCCACCAGGUCAAGCUGGUCCUCCUGCUCCCCCUCCACCACCCAUGGGUGUACCUCCACCCCCUCCCCCACCUUCAGGGGCACCAAUUCCACCCCCUCCCCCUGGUAUGAUUGGCGGAGCACCAUUUGGAUCUGUAACAAUAAAGAAGAAGAUCCGAACCAAGUAUCGUCUUCCAGCACUCAAUUGGGUUGCAUUUAAACCGAAUCAGAUCGGAGGAACCGUGUUCAGUGAGCUUGAUGAUGACAGGGUUAUGGGGGAUAUUGACUUUGACAGCUUUGAGGAAACGUUCAAGACGCAGACGCAAGGCAGCGGUCUGACGGUGACGGACGGUAAGAAAAAGGCGACAUUGAAGAAAGAAACCACGUCUCUCCUCGACUCAAACAGGUUACAAAACAUCUCCAUCAUCAGGAGAAAGAUUGAGCUUACAACGGAGCAAAUCGUCGAAGCAAUCAAGAAGACGAAUCUCGCUGCUCUUCCGAUCGAUGCAGUAGAACAGCUUCAUAGAUGUUGUCCCAAGGAUGACGAGAAGAAAGCAUUCCAGCAGUAUGAGAAAGAUAAGAAGCCCAUCAAUGUUCUCACAGAUGAGGAUAGACUCAUGAUUCAGCUGUGUAAGGUUGAUAGGCUUGGUCAACGUCUUGGUUGUAUGAUCUUCAUGGGUAACUUCACAGAUACCAUACUUUCUUUCACACCGCAACUGAAUGCAAUUACAUCAGCAUCGUUAUCCAUCAAGAACUCGAGCAGGAUCAAGAAGUUAUUAGAGGUUAUUCUAGCUUUCGGUAACUACUUGAACAGCUCAAAGAGAGGAGCGGCCUAUGGUUUCAAACUCCAAACACUAGAUACGAUCCUUGAUACAAAAUCAGCUGACCGUAAAAUCACCCUGCUUCACUACAUCGUACAGACCAUCCAUCAAAAAUUCCCUGAUGUCGCUAGUUUCCAUGAAGAUCUCCAGUACAUCGAGAAGGCAGCAGCAGUCUCGCUGGAGAAUCUGAUAGCUGACAUCACGAGUCUGAGCCAUGGUAUCACGCUGUGUAAGAGAGAGUACGCCCAGCAGAGCGAUAAUACCAUCCUCAGAGAUUUCUUGCUGAACAACGAGGAGAAGGUCCGGAAACUGGAGAUGGAUCUCAAGAAUGCAAAGGAUGCAUUCAAUGAAGUCGUUGGUUAUUUUGGUGAGAAUCCCAAGACGUUACCCCCCAGUGCCUUCUUUGCCCUCUUCCAUCGGUUCUCAGUUGCUUUCAAGAAAGCAGAGGUCGAGAAUGAACGAAGGAAAAAAAUCCAGCAAGCCCAGAAGAACACGGCAGAUAACAUCGCAGCAGCUCAGAAAGUUAGGAAAGACAAACAAAAUCAGGCCGCAGUAGUAGCCGAGCUCGAGACAAGGUAUAGGGGCAAGGAGAAAGGACCCAAAGAGGUCUCGGAUGGUGCUAUUGAGAAUAUCAUCUCGGCUUUAAGACAAGCUCGAUCUGAAAAACGAGCCAUACCGACGUGCCGAUGGCAUACGGCGGAGUCUCCGGCGUAGGCAGGUGGAACGACCGUCUAUCCUAGCUGACGAGAUGGUCAUCUAGACUAAUGGAUGGAGCACUUGACCAGCACAGAGCACCGACCAGUAUAUUAAACUGCUAGCGUCAGGAAAUGUUCAUUCUCGUGCCAAAGCAAUCAGAAAUAUAGCACCAAGAAGGCAGUUUGUAGAGUCUUUGGCACAACCGACUAUCCUUGCCGACAACAUGAUCAGUUACAUGUAGCUUGAUGGUCAUAGGACGUGACCGGCACAAAGCACUAACCACUAAAGUGUAUUUAUCUGUUAGAUAUGAGUAAUGUCAAUUCUGGUGUUUUCCUGAACAGACAGAGAUCUUCCAGCAGACACUUGGUGUACUGCAUCCGCUUCACCAGAAGAAGAGCCACAUCUUCAACACUUGAAGGCAGUCCAGGGCUUUAUAACACAAAGGUUUGUGAUGGAUUGCAAAUAUGAAAUAAUUUUUUCGAUAGGAUACAGGUCAGUGGUUUGAGUGAAAUUCGCCUUCAAUAUUGAUCAUGAGUGGCCAAUUGCAAUUUAGCGAUGAUUGAAAAUCUUUGCGUUACAGAGCCUUGAGUUCCACCAGACCUUAAAUGUAAAAGAUGUGCCACCAAUGACAUCAAAGUUGUAGUCGGCUCUUUAUUACCAUAUCUAAAAGAUUUCCGACCACUUUGAGACUGGCUCUUUUGACAAAUCCAGCACAUUUCUCACUAACAAUGCUAAGGUUUUGAGUUUAUGAUAUAUAUACUUGUAAGUGAGGAGCAUGCAUCACACAUAUACAAUUUAAAUAUCUCCAUAUAUAUCACAUUUGUCAACCAUUCAUUGAAAAAAAAAAUAGGUGACACCUUUCUCUUGCCAUGAAUGGCAAGGAGAAGAAGAUAGAUUGUUUUGUGUACCAGAUCAGGUAGUAUAAUGGUAGAUGUGUAGAUAUCGUGCAUAAAGCAAGAUUAGAAACUAGACUGUAGUGCGCACAUCUCUUCUAGAUCGUAUGCUGAUUGCGUAAUCUUUCACAAUGCCUAUCUGAUGAUGGUGGUUGAGGGCAGCAUUUCCUUGAAAAGAAAACUAUGUAGACAAUCCUUUCUUUGAUUUCAAUGGGGGAAAGCACCCAUUAUCUCGCUCUUAUGAGGGUCGAAGGUCACGACAUGGGGUAAAAAGGUCACGACCUGGGGUGAAAGGUCAUGACCUGACAUCUGUAGUCUGUCAGCGGUGUUAUGUAAUCGGUCAGUUGAUGAAAUGUGAGUGGACAGUGAUAAUAAAUAUUAAUCAUGAUGAAGCUCAGGCUACUUUUAAAAAGAAAAGUUGAAAGAAAGAUCAAAAUUACAAUGUAAAACUUAUUAAAAAAGACCAAUGCUAUUCUUAACUAUUCUGAAUUGUAAUUGUAACAAAUUGUGAAAGAUGGUACAUGUAUAAUUGUAUGUCAUCUAUGCAAAACCUACAACAUAAAUAUCGUGUCAAAAUUGUGUAGCCAUGCACACCAACAUUUUCGACUUUCUCUUCUGUUUUCUUACAUAAAAAAAAAAACCAUGAUUAUGAUAUAAACAGACAAAUUUUCCGUAUAAAAUGGUCAGAGACCGGUACAUUAAGGCAAAUAUAAAGAAAAUGUGACCAGUCUCUUAUAAUAUAAUUUCAAAAAGGGUGAUUAAUAUCAGGCCCAUCACAUGUAGUUGCACCUCUAUCAUUUUGUAAUUCAUGCUUUAAUAAAGAUGACCAAAUCGUUAUGAAUAUUCAUGAAAUAUGUCCAAAUGUUUCUUUUAAUACCUUAUGAUGUUUAGUAUGAAUUAGUUGCUUCAGAAUCAGAAAGACUCUUCCCAUCUACAGACUAUACGUCCUUCUGAUUCUCAUGCAACCACUUAAAGUAUGAUUGCUUCCAAACGGAAGAGCUGAUGAAAGUUAAUAUUCUUUUUUUAUAGUGAUAAAUAAUUUUUUUAUAUAUGAACAAAGUAUAUAUAAACAACACAAAUGUAUAUAGAAAGGAUGAAAUUGUGAAGAUUUUCUAUUUAUGAUUGAUUAUCUGCUUGCAGACGCGAAGCAAUUCUAUAAGACAUUAUUUUUGUGUCUUUGGGUUUGUUUUUAUAUUUUAUAUACAUGUACAGCCAAUUGCUGUGUGAUGCAACUCAGAGUGCAAAGCUCGGAGGUGUUUUGUGUUUAACAUGUAAAAACAUUGGGCAAUAUAACAUUCUAAGUUUAUUGAUUAUCGUAUGAAUAGUUUGUGUUCGUCAUUAUUUAUAUCUAUUUUCGAAUGUAUAUGAUUUUUUUGGAGCUGUUGACGAUGGACUUGAUGACAAUGUUUGCAUUUUUUUUUCUCAACUGUUUGCCAUCCAUUUCACUUCAUAUACAAUGAAACACAUAUCUCUCUAGUAUAUAUAUAUCUUAACUAUUCACCAAUUAAAGAACACACCUUCAAUAUAAAUAUAAGGUGUUGCAAGACUUUAUAGCUUGUAAUCAUGACAUAAUAUUCUUGUUUUAUAUAUCAAAAUAUGACAAUGGUGUCAAUAUAAUUUUACCCAGAGUUCACAUAUAUCUUUAGGCAGGAAAAGUCACUUUUUUAUAUUCUUUUGAUAAAAUUCUGCCAUUUUACAGGAAUUGCAGAUGAACUGAAAUCUCUUGAUAUCUUUGUAGUAUCUUAGUAGCAGUAUGUUGUAAACCAAGUGCUGUGAGAAUGCCUUUGUAAUGUAAGCAACAAGCUAGAGACCAAAUUUGAGGAGAAUCUUGUAAUAUUUUGAUGCGCAAAUCACAGUUCCUGCACUUCAUUGUGUUAAAAUAAAUGUAUUAUGACAAUCAUGUAAUUUGUAGCUGUAGUUGUACUUGCAUUUUAAGGAGUUGUGAUAAACUAGGGCACAAUUUAAACUUGCAAGACGAAGUAUAGCUUGUAGUAUAAUAUAACAGAACAGGUUCAAACCAUUUUAAAACUUACACAUUUUUUUCUCAUGAAAUAGAUCAAUUUUUUAUACACACUUAUAUCUAUGAUGCUGAUAUUUGCCCCGUACACUUAUACUGUACACAUUUAAUUUGUACCUCUUUUUAUUUUUUCUCUUAAAGUUUGAUAUUAUUUAUUUUGCUUUUACAGUACGAAAUAAGAAUUUGGUUGCGUCCCUUUUAUGUUGUUCUUUGCCCAUUAUGAAGCUAAUUUGACACGGAUCUGAAAUGUCAACUUGCCAGUUUAUUUGUAAUAUUAUCUCAUUUUACCACACAAUAUAACCUCACGUGUUAUUUUUUUUUUUUUAAGGAAAUCAGGAGUUCUUGACAUUCCAGCCCCUCUAUUUUUUGCCAUUGAUAUUGAAAUUAAACAAAUAGCACACAAAUUGUCAUUUUGUUAACCUGGAAUAUGAAAUAAAUACACACAAAAAAGAAACAGCAUUUUAUAUAGUUUUUCAGGAAUGGAUACUUUUUGCAGACAUUCUGAUCAAUUAUUUUAUUAACAUCAAAAUGACUGUAAAUGGAUGGUUUUAUAGACCUCCACCCCCAAAAAGAUAAAUUACAAUAACAUUUUGUGAGAAUAUACAGUAGUUAAGUCAGAAAAUGCUAGCACUGUUUUAGAUAUCGGCUGUAAGACCCCUGAGUACUAAGCUUCAUGCUUCAAUGUGCCUUAUUUAGAUGGAACUCCUUGUGAUGUGUAUCAUAUAUAUUCUCCAGCAGAAAAAAAUCAAGUAUAUAAAUAAUGAAAAAUAAUGCACUAUUCAUUUGACAUAGCUGUAUUGCAGUUGAAAAUAAGGGGCACAUACUGUAUGUAGCAAUUUUUAAGGAUAAUGACUAAUGAAUUUCGCCAUGUUUUUCAAUUUUCAUGUUCCCUUGCACAUUUCUAUGGAGGAGAUGGUUUUCAGACAUUAUUAGAUUGCUACUUUUACCAUCUUUUGAAUUAUAGCUUUUUCUUCAUUUUUAAGAAAUUGUUUAAUUAUUAUUUUGUAAUUACAAGGUUUGAACACUACAGUCCUUUGAAGAUAUAGGUUUCAACUGAGACACACCAACAAAAGAAAAACCCUAAAUUAGGUUUUAGCUGUUUGUAGAAAUAAUGAAAUGGCUAUGAGAGAAUGACCCCCCAUGGAACAAUCUUCUCGCUGUCAUUGAGACAAUGUUAUCCAAUAAGGCAUAAAGCCUACAGUAAAUAUUUGCACUAUGUAAUUGAUAUAAAUAAAUUAUCAUUAUACCAUGCCAAGACAAAAUGAAUAAUCUAUAUACGUAGAGAGGCUUGUGCUGAUCCAUUUGUUUUUAUUUCACGACUCUUUCAAUCAUUUUACUUUUCCUUGCCAUAAAAACAAAUGUUCAGUUCGAAUGACCAGCGAUGAGAUGGCUUUUAUCUGGUUAUACAGUUUACACUCUUUGAAAUCAAGAUAUGCGAUACUAUUAUUGAGAAUUUGAUAGUGUACACUUGCUCAUUGUAUUAUUUUUCAGCUCUCAUUUACUUGCCUGUCUUUUAUCCUUAUUACCUUAAAAAGUAAGUUCUAUGUCUGUUGCUUAGGAUUUGAUUUUGCUGUAACACAAAAUAUCGUUACCUCCAGCUCAAGAUAUCUCUGGCAGGUUGCUCUAGUCAACGGAAUAAGAAUGAAUCCUUUCAAGUCAUAUUUUGUGUAAAAUGGUCUGUCUGAUGACUUGUACAUAAAUAAGAUGUAGAGAGAUUUGGUCUGUAAAGUUAUGCAUAACUUUGCGAUGAACUAGAAUAUGAAAUGCUGAAAUUUCUUUUUGCAGCAAAACAAUGUUUGAGUGUAUUACUAUAAAGACAAAAUUGGCAGUAAGGGAUUCCCAUUUGUACUCAAAUGUUUAUCAACACUCCAGCUUUUCAUCAUCAUCCAUGUAGUUCAACUUUAGCUAAUUUAUGUAAGGAAAAAAAGAAUGGCAACUCAUUUAGCUUGUAAUUAUCCAAUCAUUUAUAAAGUUGUUCGUAAGUGCAUGAAUAGCCUUAAGAAAGGCAACCCCUCGCAGCUCUUCAUCCUUUUACAGGACAAGCCGAUAAAAAAAAGGAUAAAGGUGAAUUUGAAUUUAUAGAGACUAAUGAUAUCAUUUUCUGUUUGAAACAAUCUACCUGGAUUUUUGCCUUAGUUUUACUAUACCAAAACUUCUUUUCAUAUUUCUUAAAUCCGAUAAUUCUCAUUUUGAUAAGGUUUGCCCAUCAUAGCAUUGGUAGGGAUAGGUUUAUUUUCUACAUGUACUGUACUUACAAAUAUCUUGCCUUAGCGUAACAUGAAUAUGAGGUGUUCGUUAAUUGAAAUGUAUGCCCAUGUAAUGUCUUUUUGUGGAUUAUUUUUUAAUGUCCAACUGAAAAAGGAAAGAUGACUAUAAAAAACAGGUUAUUUUGAAAUGAAAUGAUUUUUUUGGAUUGGCCGAUAUAAUUUUAAUGAACUAUGUAAUUUUAUUUUUAUAGAUUUCUUUCUCGGAAAUCCUGAAUCUCCAUUUUGGUAACAAAAUCAGAAGAAAUCAUAUGAAUUGUGUUCUGAGGUACUGUGUUAGGUUUAGAAGAGAAAUUAAGAUGACAUCUGUAGUCGACUUCAUUCACAAAUUGUUUUUUUUUCUGUUAUUUUUGUGUACAGAAUAAAUUGUUCUGAUAUUUUUAAGAUAAAUUUA